Molecule: messenger RNA, 2245 nt
Organism: Magnolia sinica
Lineage: Eukaryota; Viridiplantae; Streptophyta; Magnoliopsida; Magnoliales; Magnoliaceae
Product: zinc finger CCCH domain-containing protein 67-like
Exons: 9
Coding region: 211-1854 (547 amino acids)
Molecular function (GO): metal ion binding; mRNA binding
Source: RefSeq, a predicted model, not a curated record
GCGGCCCACCUAAUCCGCUCCCGGACCCGUCAGACGUGUGACGUGGCAACUGUCGUCGUCACCGCAAGAGCGAGAGAGGGCGAUUAAAACUCUCCGCAUAAAUCUUCGUAUUCUUCCAUGUCUCUUGUAUAGAGAGAUUCCGAUAGAACACUCUCAAUUUUCCCCUCUCCUAGAAAAAAAGGAAUUAGGGUUUUGGAAUGUGGGAGGAGAAUGGGAGCCUGUGAAGAAGAAGGCAUCUUCUUUAUAAAAGGUGAGGAACCAGCGUUAGGGUCUCCUCCUCCCCGAGACGUUGACGUUGGUGAAACCCUAGAUGGAGAGUUGCAGAAUCAAGGGUUAAAUGAUACCGAGAAUUCUGAAGCAGAUCCGGCUCCGAAGGUAGAUGAUUCGAAGAAUGGUGGAAGAUCUCACCAAUAUCCUUUGAGACCUGGGGAGCCAGACUGCACGUUUUAUUUGCGGACGGGGACAUGCCGGUAUGGAUCCAAUUGCAGAUUCAAUCACCCGCCCAGAAGAAAAAACAAGGUUGGCAAGGACAAGAAAAAGGAAAAGGAAAUUGAAAAGGUGAAGGACAAAGAAGAGGAAAAGUCAGGGCAGCUAGAGAGGAAGGUUGGUAAGGACAAGGCCAAGGCAAAUGACAAGGAGGAGAAGGAUAAAGAAAAGACAAGGUCAGGGCCAUCAGAUUGCAAGUUUGGUAAGGACAAGGAAAAGGAAAAUGACAAGGAGAAGGAGGAUGAAGAAAAGGCCAGGUUAGGGCAGCCAGAGUGCAAGGUUGGUAAGGACAAGGAAAAGGAAAAGGAAAAUGACAAGGAGAAGGAUAAAGAAAAGGUAAGGUCAGGGAAGCCAGAGUGCAAGUAUUACCUAAAAACAGGUGGUUGUAAGUUUGGAAAAGCAUGUAGAUACAGCCACCCUCGAGAGAAAGCUGGGGAAGGAGAACAACUGGAGCUAAACUUUUUGGGUCUACCAAUCCGACCGGGAGAGAGAGAAUGCCCGUUUUACAUGCGUACAGGUUCUUGCAAAUUCGCAACCAACUGCAGGUUUCAUCAUCCUGAUCCUACUGCUGUGGGGGGUUCUGACCCUCUUUCAGGAUAUCAUAAUGACAUAGCUAUUCCAUUACAUACGUCAGCAGCAAUACAACCACCUGCGACAUUGUGGUCUUCCCACAGAGCCGCAAAUGAGCCAAUUUCAUACAUGGAUGCAUCUCCACCUUAUGUCCCAAUGGUGCCUUUACCUCCUCAAGGGGUCCACUCAAGUCCAGAAUGGAAUGGAUAUCAGGUUCCACUAGUCACCCCAUUGCUUCCACCUGAAAGGAAUGUACAAUCACCAUCAACUUUAGUCAUUCCACCUGAAAGGAAUGUACAGCCACCAUCAACCUCAGUCGUGGACAACUGGACAGGGAAUGCAGAUAACUCUACUCAUCAACCAAAUGUAACACCUGAAGAAUUCCCUGAGAGACCAGGACAACCUGAGUGCCAUUAUUUUGUGAGAAAUGGGGACUGUAAAUUCAGAUCCACUUGUAGGUAUCAUCAUCCAAAGACUGGGGCCUCAAAAUCAUCUGGAUUUGUUCUCAGUCCAAUGGGCCUUCCUCUGAGACCCACCAUCUGUACGCACUACAGUCGACAUGGCAUUUGCAAGUUCGGGCCUGCCUGUAAGUUUGAUCAUCCGAUAAAUAAUGGCUCUUCAGAUUCUCCAGCAUCUUCAGCUACGCCAGCACUGUCGGGACCCCCAUCUGUUGAUAAUCCUGUGAUGGCAUUAGCGGACAGGGUGCCCGAUUGUGAAAAUGGCAGCGAUGCUCUUAUUCAACAAGUCUUAACUCCAUCUGUGGACAAACAUGUGAUGUGUUGUGGACAGAGUGCCUGAUUAUGGAAAUAGCAGUGAGGCUCUUAGUCUGUGUAAAAUUUUUGAUGCUCAACAGUAGCUAUCAACCAAUCUAGAGUGAUGCUCACUUGUUGUUGUGAAAGUCUAGAUUUUUGGCCGAUAUCAUAUGCAAACCAUUCAAAGGAUACUUCUAACAUGGGCAUAUGAAUGGAUGUUAAGUUCUUAUAAUCUCUUUCCAGUUUCUUUUCUUUUUGCUAAUAUAUAAUCAUGUUCUUGUUACUGUUACUCUAAACUAGAAUAUGAACAAGGAAUAAUUGGACAGAUUGUAUGCCUUACUUCGGGAUGGACCAUGUCUGAUUUUUAUCUCCACUUUGUUUUGAUUGCAUUGAUAUUUAUAUUUUUGAUGACAAACAUGAAUACAUCAUUGCUUGUA